AUGCUUAACAGCGGUAACACACAAGAUAAACACUCAGGAUCAUCGGCCAGUCAAACACAAAAUGCGCAGAACCCAACCCCCCUCGGGUUUCAAGAUCAGGAAAAAGAACAGUUGGACUUUCUUGCAGAAAUGCUUCUGAUGGCUCGUGACUUGGGCAAGCCCGUCAUACUACACUGCCGAGACAAUGGCACGGGUGAAGCAGCAGUGCACACACUCGCUACCACACACAUGAUGGAUAUGUUGGAUCGUGUCUUUCAUAGACACUGCUUCAUUGGCGAGUUAGAGGAGCUGCGGCAGUGGCAAAGGGAAUUGACCCAUGUCAAGUUUGGGUUCACAAUGAAAUCCGUGCAGGACCCGAGGAUGGUAGCGUUAAUACCACCGGGGCAGCUUUUGCUUGAGACAGAUGCCCCCUAUCUUCCUCCUGCUCCUGGAUGCCGCCUCAAUCAUCCUUGGAAUAUUCUCUCCUUGGCCAAAGAAGUAUCCUUUAUAAGGAAUAUGCCGGCAUCCCUUCUGUUGAAGAUAGCCAACGCUAAUGCCAUGGAGAUCUAUGUUCAUCGAGCCCACUAA
This is a messenger RNA of Ostrea edulis (European flat oyster), 567 nucleotides long. Its product is annotated as D-aminoacyl-tRNA deacylase-like. Lineage: Eukaryota; Metazoa; Mollusca; Bivalvia; Ostreida; Ostreidae. The transcript has a single exon. The coding region runs from base 1 to 567 and encodes 188 amino acids. Gene Ontology annotation, molecular function: hydrolase activity, acting on ester bonds. The record is from RefSeq and is a predicted model, not a curated record.